Molecule: messenger RNA, 3020 nt
Organism: Lingula anatina
Lineage: Eukaryota; Metazoa; Brachiopoda; Lingulata; Lingulida; Lingulidae
Biological process (GO): cell surface receptor protein tyrosine kinase signaling pathway; multicellular organism development; protein phosphorylation
Cellular component (GO): signaling receptor complex; plasma membrane
Molecular function (GO): transmembrane receptor protein tyrosine kinase activity; ATP binding
Source: RefSeq, a predicted model, not a curated record
CGCAGUGACUACCCUCCACGAGCUUAUGAAACCUGUUCAAGUCACCUAUAAUAAAGGAACUCUACGUUUGGAAUGGAUGCCACCUAAUUUGGGACAAACAUCUGGCCAUCUCAUCUAUAUCCUAAAUAGCCGAGAUGCAGGUCACCAAUUUGAUGAUUGGUAUACAGAUAUUCAGACUGCAGACACGUGGGUAGAGUACGAGAUGGAUUGGUUUCCAUAUUUCAAGUUUCAGUUCCAGCUCUUGGUUAUCAGUGAAAAUGGAAUUGUGGCUAUUUCAGAAACGGAGAUUCUUGAUAUCAGGCAAUUACAUGCACUUCCAAGUCUACCCAGUGUUCAGGAUGCUCCUUCAAGUACCACCUUUACCUCUGCUGACCCUUUACCUACCACGUCAGCACCAACCGGACCUCCAAGUACCACAUCAGCACCAUCAAGCGCUCCAAGUACUACAGCCAAGCAAACCGACCUCCCAAGUACCACUUUAGCACCAACUGGUCAGUCAAGUUCCAUAGCACAAACUGGUCAUCCAAGCACCGCAGCACCAACAGCUGGUCACCCAAGAACCCCGACAGCACCAACUGUCACUCCAAGUGUCCCUGCAGCACUUGUUGAUCCAAUUAACAUCUCCGUGACAGCAGGGCGAAACGGCAGCACCAUCUAUGUUUUUGUCCACUGGCAGCAGAUGUCUGCAGAACCCACUGACUACAGUAUCUUCUGGGGCCUGGAGAGCUGCAAUGGUUGCACUGCCACGUCUGCAUCUGACUACUAUGCCACACAUGUUACUGAUGUUAUGGAAGGGCUCGCUGAGUUCAGGCUGAUAGCAGAAUGGACAUUUAAUUCGAAGUACUGGUUGCAAAUUGAACGCACAUCAACCGGAUCGUUUUCCCCAAGGAUUUCCUUUUACACCCCCGAGUGUGACAUUACCGAUUCUACCUUCACCGUGUGUCGCCAUUCUGAGGAGGAGGAGGAGGAAGAUUAUAAUGCUGACCACAUCAGUACAGAGGAAACCAAACCCAGUCACGUGAUCGUCGUUAUAUGCGUGGCGGUCAGUGUUGUAGUGGUCAUCGUCAACGUCAUCAUUUGCAUUAGAUGUCACUGGAAACGUACAAGGGUCAUCGAGAGAAGAGCCAGUGCUAUGGGCAAAAACAUUAACAACGGCCCAGGCUUGUAUUCUGAUGACCAGCUGGUUUCAGUGCAGGACAAAUGGGAACUUGACCCCAUGUGUCUGACCUUUGGUCACCAGUUGGGACAAGGGACAUUUGGCAAGGUGCUCGUUGGGUCAUGUGACGGCAAGAAAGUUGCCAUCAAAAUGGCGAAAAGUAAUGUCCCGUCUUCCUACAAAGCAGACCUACUUGCAAAGGUCUGCCUGAUGAAGAAGAUAGGUAACCAUCCCAACAUCGUCUCUAUGAUCGGGACCUGUACACUGAGAGAACCAGUGGCCUUGGUAAUGGAGUAUAUGCCUCAUGGAAACCUACAACAUUUUCUAAGAUGCUGUCGUUUUGAAGGUCAGCUUAGAAUGGAAGGCCCCAAACAUAAAGUCAUUGAAUACCCAAUGGUGAAUGAAGAGGGCAGCAUUGAACAAGACACGCUCACUGCCAAGCAGCUGCUCUCAUUUGCACAUCAGAUUGCUCUGGCUAUGGAAUAUCUGUCCAGCAAAGGAUUUGUUCACCGUGACCUGGCUGCCCGUAACGUCCUGGUUGGAGCAGAUAAAGUGGUCAAGCUCAGCAACUUUGGACUGUCGAGGGAUCCCAACAAUGACCUGGAGCACAGUAAUGACCCUGCAAGGAAGUGGAUGUCCCCCGAAAGCUUGAAGGACCGCACGCAUACUGUGCAGAGCGACGUGUGGUCAUUUGGAAUCCUCCUUUGGGAGAUCGUCACAUUUGGUGCAACCCCCUAUCCAGACAUUGCUGUAACAGAGCUAGCCACCAAACUGGACCAGGGAACAAGACUCAAGAGCCCCAAGAACUGCUCUACGGAACUGUAUAUUCUGAUGCUGCAGUGCUGGCACAAACUCCCCGAGAAGAGACCCAGUUUUACCAGCAUCCGGCUUGAAUUGGAAGCCAUGAUGAGCCAAGACUGCGACUUCUUAGAACUUGAAAACCUCGUGGAGCCGAUAUCAGAGGAAGGAAGAAGCGGCCCAGUCCAUGACAGCACGUUAGAAAAGAGGGAAAUGUUGGAAACAAGGGAGCAUGAAGAGACUGAGGGGAUAUACGAAGAAGUGGAGGAGGAUUACGCCCAAGAGCCACGCUUCACAAGAAAAAGAAGCUUGAAGAAAACUCUCUCCCAGUUAUCAAACAUACUGGAUUCGACUAAACUGUCCAAGAAGAGUAGUGUGAAUAGCCGUAAAUCCGGCGGGUCCAGUGUCAGCUCCAGUAGACUGUCCAUGAAAGGCAGUAUCCGCCGGAAGUCAGACAAGCACCAACGUUCUCUGGAGAACCUGAUAGUGGAUGAAAUACUUGAAAGUGGAAGCGAGAGUAGCAGUGAGACACAGCUGGAUGUGCUGAAUGAAGAGGUCUUUUGAGCUUUUACGUAAUUUUUUUUUUCAUUUUUGGUGAUCAACGCCGUAUGACGUUUUAAAGCUGUAUGUUUUUAUAGUUCUAUUGACAUUUUUGUUGGCCUGUGACUUACAGUGCGUAAUGCCAAUUUUGUAAACGACUCUCUUGUUUGCAAGCAAUCAUGCCAAUUCAAGAUAUAUCUGAAAAAUUAAUGACAAGAGAUAAAGUAUUUUCAUUUGAAAUUUCAUUAAUAUCAAGUUUAGCAUAAUAACUGGUUUUUUGUGUAACUUUAAGCAGCCAUCUUGUUUUGACAGAUGUAUAUUUAAGUAUUUUUAAGUUUCAGAAUUUUAAAUGAGUAGCUCCAUUUUUUAUCAUCUGCGACUUCUGACAUAAACAAUACAAAUUUAUGAGUAGCCACAACUACAAAAAGUGUUAUUGUACUAAUACCAACAGCUUUACUGUUAGUUACCUCAUAGCGACAUGUGAUGUACGUGUAUCAAUUAUCAUUAUAUACAUGUAUAUAUUUCU